This is a messenger RNA of Nomascus leucogenys (northern white-cheeked gibbon), 2226 nucleotides long. It is a transcript of the gene SLC35B3, whose product is annotated as solute carrier family 35 member B3. The transcript has 10 exons. Gene Ontology annotation, cellular component: Golgi membrane; endoplasmic reticulum membrane. The record is from RefSeq and is a predicted model, not a curated record. The coding region runs from base 540 to 1745 and encodes 401 amino acids. NCBI's taxonomy places the organism in Eukaryota, Metazoa, Chordata, Mammalia, Primates, Hylobatidae. Gene Ontology annotation, molecular function: 3'-phosphoadenosine 5'-phosphosulfate transmembrane transporter activity. Gene Ontology annotation, biological process: transmembrane transport.
UUGCAGUAGAAUGUGAUUGUUCUGGCUGGGCUAUUAAGUUUAUGGCAUAAACUUCCACUAGAAGUUCUGCAAGUUUCCUCCAGUCUUUGCAACUGAAUUAUCUCUCCCGUCUUUUUAUUAUUAUUUAAGGAAUAUUGAAAGUAAAAGAUGGAAUGAUUUGGUGCGCUAACAAAAUCUUAAGUGUUGAGUAUCUGCAUUUUUUCUACAUUAGGAUAUCAGAAGGCUAGAAUUGUUUUUUAAUUAAACGUUUUUCUAAGUGAAUUGAGAUAGUCUGGAACUUGGAAGAGAGGCAGCAUUUCAAAAUAAUUUAGACAGCGUUAUUUUUACUUAAUUAAUAUAUAGAUUAAGUCCUAGUGUUAACUUUUUCUCUUAAAAAAAAAAAAAAAGAAUAGUCUUCAAAAAUUAGCACAGCGUUUCUCCACCUUUGUAUAAUGAUGUGUGUACAAAGAAAUGAGAUGGAACUUUGUUUUUUCUGUUUUAUAAUCGUACACCAUAGGCCAUGAUUGAUUCCGGAGCGCAGUUAAUCAAGGCAUAAUGGCAUGGACUUGACACAGCAAGCAAAAGACAUACAGAACAUAACAGUCCAGGAAACCAACAAAAAUAACUCUGAAAGCAUUGAAUGCAGCAAAAUAACAAUGGAUCUCAAGUUCAACAAUUCCAGGAAAUACAUUUCUAUCACUGUGCCAUCCAAAACCCAAACAAUGUCACCACACAUCAAGUCAGUUGACGACAUUGUGGUACUUGGCAUGAAUCUCAGCAAGUUUAACAAACUUACUCAGUUUUUCAUAUGUGUUGCUGGAGUUUUUGUAUUUUACCUAAUUUAUGGGUAUUUACAGGAAUUAAUAUUUUCAGUGGAGGGUUUUAAGUCCUAUGGCUGGUACCUUACCUUAGUGCAGUUUGCCUUUUACUCCAUAUUUGGCCUAAUAGAACUUCAGCUUAUUCAGGACAAAAGGAGGAGAAUACCAGGAAAAACCUACAUGAUAAUAGCUUUUCUAACUGUGGGUACUAUGGGGUUAUCAAACACUUCCUUGGGCUACCUGAAUUACCCUACCCAAGUCAUCUUCAAGUGCUGCAAAUUGAUUCCUGUUAUGCUAGGAGGAGUUUUUAUUCAAGGAAAGCGUUAUAAUGUUGCAGAUGUGUCUGCUGCCAUAUGUAUGAGCCUUGGCCUGAUAUGGUUUACCCUCGCUGACAGCACAAUUGCACCAAAUUUCAACCUGACAGGUGUGGUGCUUAUUUCCCUGGCAUUAUGUGCAGAUGCUGUCAUUGGAAAUGUCCAAGAGAAAGCUAUGAAACUUCAUAAUGCUUCUAAUUCUGAAAUGGUACUGUAUUCGUAUUCAAUUGGUUUUGUAUACAUUUUACUGGGAUUGACAUGCACUAGUGGAUUAGGCCCUGCAGUAACAUUUUGUGCAAAGAAUCCAGUUCGGACCUAUGGUUAUGCGUUCCUUUUUUCCCUCACUGGAUAUUUUGGAAUCUCCUUUGUUCUGGCUUUGAUUAAAAUUUUUGGUGCACUUAUUGCUGUAACAGUGACAACAGGAAGAAAAGCAAUGACCAUUGUACUUUCGUUUAUAUUCUUUGCUAAACCAUUCACAUUUCAGUAUGUAUGGUCUGGUUCGUUAGUUGUCCUUGGUAUAUUUCUCAAUGUUUACAGCAAAAAUAUGGAUAAAAUAAGACUACCAUCACUGUAUGAUUUGAUAAACAAAUCAGUGGAAGCAAGAAAGUCAAGGACGCUGGCACAAACUGUAUAGACAGUGAUUGUCCUAUUUAAAAUAGAAUUUUAAGGGAACAAUCAUCAAUUAAUUAACUUUCCAAAGGGACUGAUAAAAACCAAAGGAUCUGGAGGCAUUGCUAUCCCAUUUGUGGAUAGAUUUCAUAUGAAGUUGUUUUGUGGUGUCAGCCUUUUCUUCAGAGCAUUUGUUUGACUGACUUCCAAAGCAAUCAAGAGAGCCACGUCUAGCAGACUUUACAAUAAAAUGUCAAUAUGAAGGACUGUAAUUCCUAGCAGUUUAUUGAGAAUUUCACUGGAAAUGGACCAUGUGUUGCAAGACUAAUUGGCUAUAAUUAUGUCAUAUCAAAGAAAUCAAUAUGUAAUAGCAGAUUGUUUUAUAUUCAUUCCAUUUUGAUGGUGUUAUUUAAAUUGAUUCUCUGUUAUAAGAGUAAACUGAUGAGUUGAAGUCUGGAGAGAAUAACAUUCAUUAUAAAUAAAAUUAUUCUGUGAUCUUUUUUCAA